AAACAGAGAGACAUGAACUCAGCCCCUCAUCUUCUUCUGCUUCACCAAUCUCUCCCGCCAAUACAAAACCCAAAACCCACACUCGCGGCGCAGAAUAGCACCCCCGGCGCACGACAAUCGACCCCAACUUAUAUAACAGCUUGCGCCAAAACAACACGAAAGACAGGCGGAGGAGGAGGAAGAAGAAAGAACCCAGAUGACUACCACGCCACUCUUACCGCUCUCAACUCCAAAGGCCGGUUCCCCCGCAAAUCACUUGGCCAGCAUUACAUGUUGGACUCGGAGGUCAAUGACCAACUUGUGGCUGCGGCUGAAGUUGGGGAAGGUGAUGUGGUGCUGGAAAUUGGACCCGGAACUGGUUCUUUGACUAAUGUUCUUAUCAAUGCUGGUGCCACUGUGCUCGCUAUCGAAAAGGAUCCAUACAUGGCUACCCUUGUUAGCGAAAGGUUUGCGCAGACUGGUCAGUUGAAGGUUUUGCAAGAGGACUUUGUCAAAUGUCAUAUUCAUUCACAUAUGUCAUCAUUGUUGAGUAGUAUAGAGUCAUCCGGGGCAAGUCCAAGACAUGCGAAAGUAGUUGCUAACAUACCCUUUAAUAUAAGUACAGAUGUAGUCAAACAACUUCUUCCAAUGGGUGACAUCUUCUCUGAAGUAGUUCUCUUACUCCAGGAGGAGACAGCUUUUCGCUUGGUCAAGUCAUAUCUGCGGACAUCUGAAUACCGGCCUAUCAAUAUCUUCAUCAAUUUCUAUUCAGAUCCUGAAUUCAAAUUUAAGGUCCCCAGGGCAAACUUCUUUCCUCAGCCUAACGUUGAUGCUGCUGUUGUUAAGUUUAGGCUGAAGGAACCUACACAGUAUCCCUCAGUUUCCUCGACUAAAAGCUUCUUUUCUAUGGUGAAUUCAGCUUUUAAUGGGAAACGCAAAAUGUUGCGGAAAUCACUUCAGCACAUAUGCACACCCUCAGAGAUUGAAAGUGCUUUGGAAAAUGUCGGUCGACCUGCCACGUCAAGACCAGAAGAGCUAACCACGGAGGAUUUUGUAAAGCUGCAUAAUAUGAUUGUGACAGAGUAACUAUCCGUGGUUUCCCUGGAAGACCAAAUGCAAGCUAGCCUGUUCCACACCAUGAGUUGCACCAUAUUUCAAAGAGUGAUGCAACAGCAUACAAGGCAAACUGGACAACUUCCGUUAUUCUACUGAUGGAACUGGCAAAUGGAGAAAUCAAUGGAUUAUUGGCAGACUUGUUCUGCAGAACUGUUUUCAGGAUCCAUAUCAGUACUGCUCAAGCAGAAUCAUGAAUUCUUUGGUCCUUAAACCGUGUUUAUAGCCAAAAUUG
This is a messenger RNA of Fragaria vesca subsp. vesca, 1327 nucleotides long. RefSeq names its product ribosomal RNA small subunit methyltransferase A-like. Gene Ontology annotation, biological process: rRNA methylation. The transcript is spliced from 10 exons. The coding region runs from base 13 to 1065 and encodes 350 amino acids. The record is from RefSeq and is a predicted model, not a curated record. Gene Ontology annotation, cellular component: mitochondrial matrix. Gene Ontology annotation, molecular function: rRNA (adenine-N6,N6-)-dimethyltransferase activity. NCBI's taxonomy places the organism in Eukaryota, Viridiplantae, Streptophyta, Magnoliopsida, Rosales, Rosaceae.